Messenger RNA from Ceratosolen solmsi marchali, 1780 nucleotides. Its product is annotated as LIM/homeobox protein Lhx9. Gene Ontology annotation, molecular function: DNA-binding transcription factor activity, RNA polymerase II-specific; RNA polymerase II transcription regulatory region sequence-specific DNA binding. The transcript has 6 exons. The record is from RefSeq and is a predicted model, not a curated record. Gene Ontology annotation, cellular component: nucleus. Lineage: Eukaryota; Metazoa; Arthropoda; Insecta; Hymenoptera; Agaonidae. Gene Ontology annotation, biological process: neuron differentiation; regulation of transcription by RNA polymerase II. Bases 491 to 1753 code for a protein of 420 amino acids.
UAUAAGACAUCGGUAUGCAUAUAAUAUCUCGCUUAGUACAUAGAAUAAAAUGACAGAAAAUUCAACGUCUGUUAAGUAAUAUCCUCGAAGAAAUGGUGAUAUUUAGGUGAUGGUGAAAUGGUGAAUACAAUUCUAUGUAAGCAUCAAGUUACUUCAAAUGCACUUACCAGGUAUUUAAAGUGUUCUUAUGAAAGCUUUUGCUCCAUUAACUGUGGCAAAGUUCUGUAUCGAAGCACUAUGAACGUGACAAAAUUUUGGAAUAUCGAUUUCGCAGAUAAUGAAAUUGAAUAAAAAGGACUAGAGACAGUCGGCUUUCGUCUUCAUUAAUUCUGAUUAACGAGAGUCUAUGAGGACGAUGAGUCAUUGAUCCAAGUUUUAUCGAGGAAGCCCAUCGGGCAGUUGCUUACACCGCUACGAUGAAGCACCAUCGUCGCGAGGACGCCAGCAGCAGUAGCAGCAGUUGCCCAAGCGCCACCCCAUUCGAAGCAAAAUGCUGAAGGAAGUCGGCUGCGGGAGCGGCAUACCGCCACCAGUGGACGGAGCCGUGGGCGCUCGUGGCCAGGGCAGCGCUGAUUCCCUCUCCUGCCAGCACGCGAGCGAGGAUUUGUCCACCGGAGGUUCCUUGGCUUGCGGUGGCUGCGGCCGCGAGAUCGCCGAGCGCUGGUACCUGAGAGCGGCCGACCGACCCUGGCACUGCGCCUGCCUCCGAUGCUGUCAUUGCCGACUGCCCCUUGCCGCGGAACUCACUUGCUUCUCGCGAGACGGCAACAUCUACUGCAAGGAGGAUUACUAUAGGCUGUUCGCGGUGUCGAGAUGUUCGCGCUGUCGUGCUGGCAUAUCCGCGACAGAAUUGGUGAUGCGAGCCCGGGACCUGGUUUACCACGUGGCCUGCUUCACGUGCGCCUCAUGCGGCACACCGCUUAACAAGGGUGACCAUUUCGGACAGAGGGACGGCCUCGUUUAUUGCAGGCCACACUACGAAUUGUUAUGCUGCGCCACGGAUUACGGAAGCAGCAUUGAAGAUCUUGGCUCGCCGGGUGUCUCGCCUUUACCUGGAUACUACAGUGCUGCUGAGCAGAGUCCCAUCAUGUCGAGUGGCGGUGGAGGUGUUCAAAAAGGUCGACCCAGGAAGCGGAAAUUAUCGGAGGUUGCGGGUUCCGAGUUACCGGUUACUAUGAGACUGGCAGCAGGUGCUCUUGAAUUGCUUCAUCCUACGGAACUUUCUUCAUCAAUGGAAUCUUUAGCUGCGUAUGAUGCAUCAGUGGGUUCUCCGAGUGGCCCAGUACAUCAAAGUCAACGUACCAAACGCAUGCGUACUAGUUUCAAACAUCAUCAACUUCGUACAAUGAAGAGUUACUUUGCCAUUAAUCAGAAUCCCGAUGCCAAGGAUCUUAAACAACUGGCGCAAAAAACUGGAUUAUCCAAGAGGGUACUACAGGUUUGGUUUCAAAACGCCCGAGCGAAGUGGCGUCGCAACAUGAUGCGCCAAGAAAGCGGUGGUGGAAGUACUGGUGGUGGCGGCACUGGUGGCGGCGGCGGUGGCGGCAUCGGCACUGGGGGCGGUGGCAACAUCGGCGGCUGCCCCGGAACACCGGCCUCCUCGAGCACGGGUGGCGGUUCACCCGGCGUCCUCGGCGCGGGCAACGCCAGUCUCCUUGGCGACAGUAACAGCAUGCCCUCUACCUCAAUGGAGGAGCUUCAUGCACUCCAUCACUUACACUCUUCGCAAGUCUCGUUCUCCGACCUCUACUGACGCACAUUUCGUGUCGACAAAGCCAAC